AUGGAAAAUCAGGGAGGAGAUUACGGUGCAAACGGGUUCUCAAACUCUCCAAACAAUAUGAAUGCAAUGUUCAACAAUGAAAAUAUUGGUAGGAGUGAUGUUUCAAACCCAAACCACCAGCAGGGUUCAUUACGUUUGAUUCCAGAAACCCAAAUGUGGUCAAUACCUGUACCGGAUCAGCUAAUGACUGUGUCUAACAGAGAAACCCCCAUUAUGUCAAGCAAUGUAGUAGGCCCAAAUCUUUCCGUAAACGUGGCUUACCCCAACACAACAUACUCACCAAUGGAGCAACAGUCCCAAAUACAGAUACAACAGCAAUCUGAUGUUAGCACGAUGAUGGAACAUACUAACAGUAAUGAUUUAAGCGGUUCCGGUAAAAAUCUCAAGAAACGUGUAUCAAAGGCCUGUGAUCAUUGUCGAAAGAGAAAGAUCAGAUGCGAUGAAGUAGAUCAAUACACUAAAAAAUGUUCAAACUGUGUCAAAUUUGAAUCACCUUGUACUUUCAAACAUCGUGAUGAGAUUCUCAAAAAGAAAAGAAAACUAGAGAUCAAACAAAAUUCAGCACCAGACAAAUCACCUCAAGCUCAAAACAACGUCCCUAAUUCCGUCAGUUCUUCAAUAGUAGGUAAUAAAAGCGAGUUUGAAUCCUUCAAUAGCAAUGUUUCCCUGGAAAACAGUAUUAUCAACAAAGUUUCCGAUGUUCAGAAUAGCCUUAACCGGAAAAUGAACUUAAAAAUAGAAAAGUUGGAUAGAAAAAUGUCCUACAUUAUUGACAAUGUGGCUAGGUUUGAGUGGUUAUUGGACAAGGCACUCAAAAAGCAGGAGGACAAACACAAGGAAAAGAGCAACUUACCGAAACCAGCAAGAAAGAUAUAUUCUACGGCUUUAUUAACUACACAAAAACUUUAUUGGUUGAAACAAAGUUUAGGAGCAAAUAUAUCGAAUGAAGAGUUCCUCUCUCCUCUUAAUGAGAUAUUAGGCAUAUCUUUGAAGUGGUAUGCCACUCAGAUGAAAAAAUUUAUGGACCUGUCGUCUCCUGCUUUCUUCUCGAGUGAAAUAAUACUAUACUCACUACCUCCGAAACAGCAAGCGAAAAGACUCCUUGAAAAUUUUCAUGCUACUUUACUAUCUUCUGUAACUGGUUUAGUAUCGUUAAAGGAAUGUCUAGAUUUGGCUGAGAAAUACUAUAGUGAAAGCGCUGAGAAACUCACAUACCCUGAACACUUGCUGUUGAAUGUAUGUCUGUGUUCAGGCGCAUCAGCGACUCAAUCAAUCACAAGAGGUGAUUCGAAAUAUUUAAGAAAAGAUAGAUACGAUCCAAAUUCUCAAGAGUUAAAAAUGAUCGAAAAUGUUGCUUUAUUAAAUGCAAUGUAUUACUAUCAUAAACUUUCUACAGUAUGCUCAGGCACAAGAACAUUGCAGGCAUUAUUACUUCUGAACAGAUAUUUUCAACUUACGUACGAUACCGAACUAGCGAAUUGUAUUUUAGGAACAGCAAUUAGAUUGGCGGUUGAUAUGGAAUUGAAUAGAAAAUCCUCUUACAAGUCGUUAGACUUUGAGGAAGCCAUAAGGAGAAGGAGUAUGUGGUGGCAUUGCUUUUGUACAGAUAAACUAUAUUCUUUAAUGCUAUCCAGGCCUCCUAUAGUGGGAGAGCGAGAUAUGGAUAUGCUCACAGAUCAAAAUUAUUAUGAAGUGAUAAAAACUAAUAUUCUACCUGAUCUUAUCGAUAAAAAGGAAGAUUUUGAUAAAAUAACUGAUGUUAACUCUGCAUUGAACAUUGUUGUAAAUUUUUGUCAGCACAUAUCUAUUUUCAUAUCCUAUUAUGUUUCAAAGCUAGUCAGCAUUGAGAGUAAAAUAUACUCUACUUGUUUUGCAGUCAGAAGUACUCUAGACCUCUCAUUUGAUGCUAUGCUUGAUAAAAUCAAAGAUCUCAACGAUUCCUUAAACAACUGGAGGAAUAAUUUACACGUAAGUAUGAAACUUAAAACUUACAAACAGUACUUAUCGGUGCUUUACGCUCAAAAAUCUCAAGAAAAUCCUGCUUUAAGUUUUGAAAUUGCGUGCUCCCGUGUCUUGCAUUGCCAUUUUAGGGCACUCUACUCUAAAGUGAUAUUGAGUAUGGUAACGACGUCUCUACUGACUGACAACAAACGGCUAUAUAAAGGUUCUAGACACGAUAUUCCUCAGAUAUACAUACUCUUUUCAAGUCAGUUCUUAAACGCUAGUAAGGAGAUGUUACAAUUGUUCCAAGGCAUUGACUACCAAGCACACAUGUAUAACGAGAUUAUGUAUCAGUUCUCUACUGCUGUUUUUGUCCUCUUCUUCUACGUUGUAGACAAUAUUACUAAUCCAAAAACGAAAGGUGAGGUGAAAGAAACCAUUGAAAUUCUAAAAAAAUCAUACGAUCACUUGGUGGGUGAAAAUGAUGAGCAGUUGCUGUUUGAUAAUGUGAAAUGGAACACUUUGAUAGUAUUUUACAGUCACUUUCUAAAAUAUGUUCUUCAACGUUAUCAUCAAUUAAACAAUUCCAUGUCGCAAUUUGAUCCUACAAUUUAUGAGGAAAUAAUCACGAAAGUUAUCACGCAUUCAAGGAAAAUAAAGGACGAAACUGUUGACCAACUAAUUAUGAGCCUGAAAUCAUACGGUUCUUUCCACUCUUUACAAAAGGAUAAUGAAGCCGCUCUUGCAGAUGAUGUGCUCAACGCGAAUGAAAUUGAUCUAGAAGGGUUUGCCGAAGAAACCCCGAUAAACUUGUUUGGCGAGUUAUCAGUCGACAUUUUGAAAAUGUUAAAAUCGCACUCCCCAGUCUCCAAUAUUGGAAAAAUAUCACCUCUUUCGAGGAAGAAAGGAAUGUCGGACGAUGUUUCCCUCUAUCCAAUUCGAUCCGACUCGACGUCUUUUGUUUACUCUAUCCAUAGCUCUGAUACGGGAGAUAAUCUUUCUGAUGAUUUGGAAGACCUGGAGAACUCUGACACUACUAGCGAUACUGGAAUAAAGAAAGAUUUCGAGGCUUUUAGUGCCUUACUACCGUUAGGAAAAUUAAUCUACGACAGAGAUUAUUCCUUCGUCAACACUUUUAGGGAUUAUGAAUAA
This is a messenger RNA of Saccharomyces mikatae IFO 1815, 3093 nucleotides long. RefSeq names its product Hal9p (gene HAL9). Gene Ontology annotation, biological process: DNA-templated transcription; regulation of DNA-templated transcription. Lineage: Eukaryota; Fungi; Ascomycota; Saccharomycetes; Saccharomycetales; Saccharomycetaceae. Bases 1 to 3093 code for a protein of 1030 amino acids. The record is from RefSeq and is a predicted model, not a curated record. The transcript has a single exon. Gene Ontology annotation, molecular function: DNA-binding transcription factor activity, RNA polymerase II-specific; DNA binding; zinc ion binding.